This is a messenger RNA of Microthlaspi erraticum, 2673 nucleotides long. The record is from the annotation of a GenBank genome assembly. NCBI's taxonomy places the organism in Eukaryota, Viridiplantae, Streptophyta, Magnoliopsida, Brassicales, Brassicaceae.
AUGCUGCAGAGAGCUGCGAGUAAUGCGUAUUCAUGGUGGUGGGCGAGUCAUAUUCGAACCAAACAAUCUAAAUGGCUCGAACAAAACCUUCAAGAUAUUGAAGAGAAGGUGCAAUACGUGUUGAAGCUUCUACAAGAAGAUGGAGAUUCGUUUGCGAAGCGUGCAGAGAUGUAUUACAAGAAGAGACCAGAGCUCAUAAGCUUCGUCGAAGAGUCCUACAGAGCUUACAGAGCUUUAGCUGAGCGUUACGAUCACAUUUCAACAGAGCUUCAAAAUGCAAACACCACGAUCGCCUCUGUUUUUCCUGACCAAGUCCCAAACUUUGCGAUGGAUGAUGACGAUGACGCCAUGUCCAAAUUCGCCAAGAAAUCGAAUGUUUCUGGUGCUAAUGUCCCCAAUGUUCCGAAACUGCCAGUGAAGGACUUCAAGAGCGCGGUGAAAGUGGCUACGAAGAAGCUUCAGCCGAGGAAAUCAAUGAAGUACACGGGCGGUUCUGCGAAUGUGGUUGUCAAGAGCUCCGGUUUGAGCAAACCGGAGGCGAUGGGAGAGAUUGAUAAGUUGCAGAAGGAGAUUCUGUCGUUGCAGACGGAGAAAGAGUUUGUGAAGAGCUCUUACGAGAGAGGUUUGUCAAAGUACUGGGAGUUUGAGAAGAGUAUCAAGGAGAAACAGGACAGGAUUUGUGGUUUGCAGGAUGAGUUUGGUGAGAGUGUUGCGAUUGAAGACGAUGAAGCUCGGAGAUUGAUGACCGAGACAGCGAUAAAGUCUUGUCAGGAGAAGCUUGUGGAGUUGCAGGAGAAGCAAGAGAAGUCUUAUGAAGAAGCUAGAGAAGAGCAUACGAAGAUUCAGGAGUCUAAAGAGAAGCUGAGAUCAAUGGCGAGCCAGUUUCUUGGGGAAGAACGUGUGGUCGACGAUGGUGGUGAUGAAGUUAGAAGAACAGAGGAGCUGGAGCAUGAGAUGAAAGAGAUGUCUAGGAAGAAGAAAGAGUUGGAGUCUGUUAAAGAGAAGAUUAGAGAACAUUUCGAGUCUGGUGUGAAUUCUUCGCUCAAUGGGGCAGAGAUGGCUGAGAAAGUAGAUGAGCUUGUGAACAAAGUGAUUAGCUUGGAGAGUGCGGUUUCUUCGCAGACUGCUUUGAUACAGAGGCUGAGAAACGAGACCAACGGUCUUCAGACGCAGAUCAGUACUCUUGAAACCGACAAGGCGGUGUUAGCAGACGACAAGAGUGAUCUGAGGAAGAAGCUGAAGGAAAUGGAGGAGAGACUCAAGGCGUUGCAGGAUUUGGACAGGAAUGUUAUGGAGAAGAGUACCAAUCUCUCUACACAUUUUGAUGAAGCAUGUAAUAAUCUUGAUAAUCUCUCUGGUGGGAAGAUGCAUGAAGUGAAGGAGAAAGAUUUGGAAGGCGAGAAGACAGAGGAACAUCAAAAGGAAAUGGCCGAGAAGAGUGAAAGCUCUACAACAGUUGCAGAAGAUAUCAUCAUUCCAAGUACAAGUCCAGAAGUUGCUUUGGAAGCUACUGAAAAAGUAGAUCCUGCUCCAGAGAAGCAUGUUACAUUUGAGAAAACGGAGACUGUUCUUGAUAAUGGUUUAGAGAAGGAAGCUGCAUCGGACAAGAAAGAGACUGUUGUUGAUAAUGUUUCUAAAGAAUCUGACAUUGCUUUGAAUGGCGAGCAACAAGAGGAACAAAAGGAGAAAGAAGGUGAACCAGAUUGGAAAGAGAUGUUCAUGAAGGGAAUGGAAAAUAGAGAAAAGCAUUUGCUCACAGAGUACACAACUAUUCUCAGGAACUACAAGGACAUGAAGAAAACUUUGGAUGAGACAAAAUCAAAGAACGCUACUAAAGACGAUGAGAUCAAGCUACUAAGAGAGAAAAUGAACCUCCUGCAAAAGGGUCUUGCAGACAGUAAUGAGUUGUUGGAGAAUCAGUUGUCAAACGACGACUACUCCAUCGGAUUCAUGGCUGCAGAGAACGUGAACAUGUCCCUGGUUGAGGAACAGUUCAGGUUGAAUAUCGAUGAGCUUCUAGAGGAGAAUUUGGAUUUCUGGUUAAGGUUCAGUACAGCAUUUGGACAGAUACAGAGCUACGACACAUCAAUCGAAGAUCUACAGGGUGAGAUAUCAAAGCUGGAGCAGAGAAGAAAGCAAGAUGGAAGCAGCACAGCUAAAUAUGCACUGAGGUCAGAUGUUAGACCACUUUUCUCACAUUUAAGGGAGAUAAACACAGACCUUGGUCUCUGGCUGGAGAAAGGUGCAUCCUUGAAAGAGGAACUGAAAUCAAGAUUCGAGUCGCUGUGUAACAUACAGGAGGAGAUAACAAAAGCCCUCAAGUCUAGUGCUGAAGACGAUGACUUCAGAUUCACGAGCUAUCAAGCUGCUAAAUUUCAAGGUGAGGUGUUGAACAUGAAGCAGGAGAACAACAAAGUGGCAGAUGAGUUACAGGCAGGGUUAGAUCACAUUACCACGCUUCAACUCGAGGUUGACAAGACUUUAGGAAAGCUAAGCGAGGAGUUUGGUCUUUCUGGUUCGAAGAAAUCCGAUCUUGAUCUCCAGCAUUCAGAUAGUCGCUCAAGAGUUCCCUUAAGGUCAUUCAUCUUUGGCUCCAAACAGAAGAGAGCAAAGCCGUCGAUAUUCUCCUGCAUGCAUCCUUCACUAUAUAGAAAGAUGAAGAAUUCUACAUAG